Messenger RNA from Yarrowia lipolytica CLIB122, 2016 nucleotides. RefSeq lists its product as uncharacterized. Lineage: Eukaryota; Fungi; Ascomycota; Dipodascomycetes; Dipodascales. The record is from RefSeq and is a predicted model, not a curated record. Gene Ontology annotation, biological process: DNA repair; telomere maintenance. Gene Ontology annotation, molecular function: ATP hydrolysis activity; DNA helicase activity.
AUGCGCAGAUCAAAUAACCAACCGUCAAUCACGGCCCGCUUUGUCCGCCGAAAACCUGACAAGUUGGAGGGUGGCGAACGCCGUGCCCCUGUGCCAUCCACAUCGUCUCCAGGUGUGGCAGGUGGGCCAGGACUCACCCGCAAACGAGUCGUGGGCUCACCAGGGGUCUCGGGCGUGCCAGGAGGGUCCAUUCAGCGCCGAUCUGGUCGGGGUUCAUUGCUCGAGAGCUCGGACAUCAAGAAAUCCGCGUACAAGGUCCAGAAGGACCGGAAAAGGGGCGAGAAGCCGAGUUUUACAAAUGCCACAAACUGGCAGAUGACCAAGGUUCCCGAGGUGACACCUGAAGUCCUGCCUACUCUGUCAGACGAACAGAAGCACGUUGUGGAUCUCGUGUGCAAACAACGAGCAAAUGUAUUCUUCACCGGAGAAGCGGGAACGGGCAAAUCGCUUAUCAUCAAGACCAUUCUCAGGCGGUUCAAGAACAGCGGGAUCUCGUGCCAUGUGACUGCCCCAACAGGGCUCGCGGCCGUCAACAUCGGGGGAGUUACUAUCUACCGCUGGUCUGGUCUUGGACUUAUGAACGGUACCUGCGAUCAAAUGGUCCAGAAGAUCUCCAGGAGCCAGGACGCAAAAAAUCGCUGGUUGAAUACUAAGGUGCUCAUCAUCGAUGAGGUCAGUAUGUUUCCAGCAGACGCAUUUGGUAAGCUGGAUAUAGUGGGAAGAAGGGUGCGGAAUAAAGACCGUCCCUUUGGAGGUAUCCAGUUGGUGUUGACUGGGGACUUCUUUCAGCUGCCUCCUGUUGGAAUGAACGGAACGUGGCUGUUCUCGUCCGAUUCCUUCAAAAAAGCUAUCGCCCACAAAGUGCAGCUGAACAAGGUCUUCAGACAGCAGGGAGAUACUGUUCUCACAGACAUGCUUCGAAAAUUGCGGUUCAGCAACCCAGAAGACCACGAUGAACUAGACCGAUUCUUCAGAAAACUCUCACGUGAACUGGACGACUCAGACGGCAUUGUUCCCACCGUCUUAGAGCCCAGAAACGAUGCUGUCAAUGCCAAGAAUCAAAUGGAACUGGAAAAGCUACCAGGACCACUCUUCACCCUCAAGUCACAUGACACAGCCGAUGGUAACUCUUUGGAAGACAUUGACCCCAAUGGGCGCUUUCUGAAGAAUCUGGAUGACAACCUCCGAGUAGUGUCUGAACUCAAGCUCAAACUCGGCGCCCAAGUGAUGGUCAUGAAAAACAUUUACAAAGAUCAUGUCGAGCUCGUUAAUGGCAACAUGGGCAUAGUAAAGUGGCUCAUGAGCGCCAGCAAGUACUUCACCAUCGCACAGAGCAAACCGGUAAAGUCGCAAAUGUUUGAGGCUAUCGAAUGGGUCGAAGGAAUUGUAAAGAACGGAAAACCUCUAGGGUACUUCGUUCGAUCCAAAGAUAUUAGGGCAUUGAAAGAAUGUCCCGAUGUCGAUUCUCCUCAUGUCAAGGACUGGGAGACCGCCAAAAGAUUUCUUUUAGAGAUCUACGAGACCAUGGAGGUCCAGUAUCGAUUCAGUCCAACCCCCAAGUUCGACUGCACGUCGACCGACGCCCUGCUGCCCGUGGUCAAGUUCGUGGACAACACAUACGGCACUCGGUACGUGUAUAUGGCUCCUGAAACCUUCCAGGUACCUAACACCAACAGUAACGGGGACCACACUGGAGGCUGGGAGAGAAAACAGGUUCCGCUUAUUCUCGCGUGGGCCAUGUCGAUCCACAAGUGCCAGGGCCAGACGCUCGGAAAGGUCAAAGUUGAUCUCUCCAAGGCCUUCUGUAUGGGCCAGGCGUACGUGGCUCUAUCACGUGUGAGUUCCAAGGACAAUCUACAGGUUGUGGGGUUUAAUCCUCGAAGAGAGAAACCCAGCCAGCAGGUGAUUGAGUUUUAUCGACAGUUUUCCAGGCCGUUUGAGAGGGAGGAGCGACAGAAUAAACUAGACAAGAUGGUGGAGGAGUUGGAUGAUCCAGAUCUGGAUGAUCUGUUCUAA